AUGCCAUCCGGACCGUUGGAUGCUAAAUCAACGGCCCUAGAUGGCUUCCCUCCUCUGUUCGGAGUGCGAUCGAUAAACCUGAACAUGGAGACAGACUGCUAUAAAAAAGGUUUUUCCUUCACUAUUUCUUUCGUAAAUCGGAAAUUGUACACAAAUUUCCAUUGGGAAUUCGAUAGAUUACAUGAGCAAAGGAUUUUUUUAAAAGGAGAUUCGGAGAUAUUGCAAGUCUGGAGGUUGAUUCGAGAAAAAUCUGAUCUCAAGAUCGAAUUUGAAGAUGUUCUUAGCUGUGAAAUAUGGAGAACAAAUUUCUGGAAACCUAGAUCUUCAUACAGACACCCCCGUUUUAAGAACACAAUAAUACUUUUAUCUAUCAAUUGCGAAUUGCGAUCGACUGUUGGAUCAAAAUUUGGUGUGUAUUAUUAUUUAUUAAUAAAGGGGAAAAUGGAGAAGAAUAACUCAAAUAGCAGAGACAGAUCUCAGGCUUCUACUAAUAACAACACCACAACGACGUCGUCCUCGGCUUCAGACUUCGUAUUGCAGUGGGGGAAUCGGAAACGAUUGCGUUGUAUGAAGGUUCAACAGCAACAACAAACAAAGGACAAAGAAUCGGCGGCUUCCGGUACACCGCCGGUGGGUCAACGAUCCAUCACAACCCGAGUUGAUCGGCGUGUUGUUAGGUCACCAAAUCAUCAAAACAAGGAAACCGUUACUACUAACGCCGUUAGUAACGGGAACGGUUACAUUAAUCUCCGGCAACGAUCCUCUUCACCGGCGCAUCGGGUUCUCAGGAAUUCUGAGAGUUCAAUUGGUAUGAAGGGACAGGGCAACGGCGGUAGAGGGGUUUGUUCACCGGAUAGAGGAGGGGGUGUGCAGGAUAAGAGAAGUACACAUAACACCAACGCCAACGCCAACCACCACCAUAAUGGGAAGAACAAUAAUAACGGCGGUGGUAGUGGUGGUGGUGGGUCGGGGUCAUCGGAGACGGCGCUUGAUAUGAAGAAAGGAGGGACGUCGCCAGGGAGUGAGGCGGUUCCGAUUGUCUGGCCCCCAAAAUUUGUGAUCGGAUUGACGAAUAAGGAGAAAGAAGAAGAUUUCUUGGCGAUUAAAGGCUCUAAACUUCCUCAGAGACCCAAGAAACGGGCCAAGUUCAUCCAACGCACCAUCAACUUGGUAAGUCCCGGUGGAUGGCUGUGCGAUCUCACACUGGAACGUUACGAAGUGAGAGAGAAAAAGAUUACAAAGAAGAGACCGAGAGGACUAAAGGCGAUGGGGAGUAUGACUAUGGAGUCGGAGUCCGAAUAAAUAAGGGGUGAAAUGGUGUAUUUACAAGUGGUUUGAUCAAGUAAAAUAUUCCACAUCCAUUUGUUUGUUUUAGCCAGGUCAGGUGAGACUGAGAGAAUAGGAGGAGAAACAUUGAGCUUGUAUUUAGUAUUUUCAUCAAUUUUCUCCUUGAGGUAAUCCUUUAUUUUAUUAUCACCAAAGGAAACAAAUGUGUUAAUCGAUCCCAUCUUAUAUAUAUAAAAAAAACAAACAAAUCAUACGAACGUAGUCAUUCUUGCAAACUCAAACCC
This is a messenger RNA of Lactuca virosa, 1571 nucleotides long. The record is from the annotation of a GenBank genome assembly. Lineage: Eukaryota; Viridiplantae; Streptophyta; Magnoliopsida; Asterales; Asteraceae.